AUGCAUUUCUUUGCAGAUAAGGCAGUACCAACCAGAAAGGCAAAUGUCUCUUUGAGGAUUAUGAGGGAAUUUGAGACUGAGUAUGAAAAUAUGAACUCCAGCAAGUCCCAAAUAUUAAUCAAAACUUUGAUUAAGGAGCUUAGUGCUCUCUGCAGGAGAGCAGAUCCACACAAUUUUAAAGAUGUAAAAGUCAUUAAUCUAAAACCUGGAAGUAUUGUUGCAGAGAGCAUAGCGGAAUACACCUAUCCCAACAAUGCAUCCCAAAUUGAUUUCCUCAACAAUGAACUGGAACCCAUACUUAGGAAUAUCUUGAACAACACAGAUAACCUAAUGAUUAUCAGUCAAGCAUUUGAAAAUGUGCGAAUCCAGAUUACCAACAUUACCUUCCAACCAAUGGAAAUAAGGAAUAUUGCAGAUUUGAGGUCAUUUGUGGCCUGUCGUCUGGGUUUUGCCAACUACACAGAAGAGCUCUCUGAUGGCAGCUGGAAGUGUGUGGGGCCUUGUAAACAGUAUCCAGACUACUGUCAUAGACACGGAGAAUGCUUUAAUAAUGUUCAAAGUGGACCUAUUUGUCUGUGCUAUGAGUCUUCCCUGGAGCAGUAUGAUGGACCCCAGUGUGAGCGCUUCCGCAGGGGAAGAGGUUUCUAUGCUGCACUCUUUGGUGCGCUGGGGGCAGGCAUCCUCCUCAUACUAGUUCUCAUCGUGGUUUUCGUGGUCCUGCGAAGGAACCGUGGGGGACGAUGGCACAUUGACAAGCCACCUGCCAGAAGACUGAUGUCUCUCAAAGAUGACUUUUUUGACUUCACACAAAGAGACCUCGGUCCAUACCAUGGCAGUUCACCAGUCUACACAAAUACUGAUUUAGUUGAUGAAGGCUGCCCAGGAGUAUUCAGCCUGCAUCUUGACAAUGUUGACACAACAUAAAAUGUACAUUUACAGGCAUUAUACUGUCAUUUCUGUUGUUUCAUGUCUUUCAUAUUUGUCCUAUCUUACAAUCUUUGCUAUGAAUGAAAAAUUACAUCCAGUAAUGAGUGUCAGUAAAUAUAAAAUAUAGUAUCUACACUAAAACAUCACACCUCUCUAUAUGCCAUAAUAACAAGUAUUUACAUGUAAUUACUUUCACAGUCUAGAGCACCGGCUGUUUAUAAUUCUCUAUUUUAAUGAAUACUAAUGUUGACAUUUUAAGUGAUAUGAUUAUCCAAAAUGUUUUCUCAGGUGAAGACCCAAUGGCCAACAACAAUAGAUUUUCUUCAAAAUAACACAGAAUAAAGUAUUCAAGCUGCCUAAAACGUUUAACCACGAAUAUUUAUUCUUUAUAAUAUGCAUAAUCAUUGUGAAUCAAAUUAAUUUUGUACUGCAGCUAUUUUACUGGAAUUCAGAAGCAUAAGGCUACACACUACUGUCCUUUGAGGACUUGAUAAAUAGAAUGAGAUCUAGAUGAACAAUUUCCUGGCAUUAAAGACGACCCUG
This is a messenger RNA of Oncorhynchus nerka (sockeye salmon), 1470 nucleotides long. Its product is annotated as mucin-3A. NCBI's taxonomy places the organism in Eukaryota, Metazoa, Chordata, Actinopteri, Salmoniformes, Salmonidae. The transcript is spliced from 7 exons. Bases 1 to 924 code for a protein of 307 amino acids. The record is from RefSeq and is a predicted model, not a curated record.